UCCACCAGAGGCUCAGUUCUGUCCUUCUCUCUCUUCCCUUCCCUCAUUGUGGAGUUAGCUUUUCUUUAUUAUUUCAUCAGCACAAGCAUAAAAGUCUUGGCCAAUCAUAUUCCCAUCUCACGUAUUUCACUUCUCUCUCCUAAAUUCCAGUGAGAGAGGAUGGUUCUGCAGUAACACAGACUGAGCUCACUGAACAUCUCCAUGCAGAUUGGACUCUGAGGAGUAGAAUGAAAGAAGUGGGGAAUUUCGUCGUGUUUUUCUGCUUCUUCUUGCUGUUCUUGGCCGUAUCUGGUUCGGCAGCUUCGCCCAAGAAGCGGCCGCAGCUCCACCAAGAUGAAGUGAGGGCAUUGAGAGAGAUUGCAAGAAGACUUGGGAAGAAGGAUUGGGAUUUUAGCAAGGAUCCCUGCAGUGGAGAAGGGAAUUGGACUGUGGCUCUUACAAGAAAAGGAUUUGAGAGCAAUGUCACUUGCGAUUGCUCUUUUGAUCAGAGCUCUACUUGCCAUGUUGUUAGCAUAGAUUUGAAAGCACAGAAUCUAACAGGAGGUGUUCCACAAGAAUUUGCCAAGCUUCGGCAUCUUACACAUUUGGAUCUUAGUCGCAAUUACCUUAAUGGUACCAUACCUCUUCAGUGGGCUAAAAUGGGCUUGGUUGAUGUGUCCUUUAUGGGAAACAGAUUGUCUGGUUCAUUUCCGAAGGUUUUUACCAGAAUGACCACCCUUGUCAACCUGAGUCUUGAGGGGAACCAAUUUUCUGGACCCAUUCCUUCAGAGAUCGGACUCUUGGUGAAUUUACAAAAACUCAUUUUAUCAUCGAAUGCAUUCACUGGCGAUUUACCUGUGACACUUGCCAAGCUGACCUCCUUGACUGACUUGAGGAUAAGCGACAAUAACUUCACAGGAAAAAUUCCGGAUUUUAUCAGCAGCUGGAAACAAAUCGAAAAACUGCACAUGCAAGGUUGUUCCCUUAAGGGCCCGAUUCCUUCUUCCAUCUCUACCCUGACAAGCUUAAGUGACUUGAGAAUCAGUGAUUUAACAGGUGGAGGAUCGACUUUUCCCCCACUAAGCAAUAUGAAGUCCAUGAAAGUCCUGAUACUGAGGAGUUGCUUAAUACAUGGAGAGAUCCCUGACUAUAUUGGAGAUAUGAAAAAAUUGAAAAAUCUGGACCUUAGCUUUAAUAAUUUGACUGGAGAAAUUCCUGCUUCUUUCUUCCAUCUUACAAAAGUGGAUUUUAUGUAUUUGACAAGAAAUAGACUUACUGGACGAAUUCCGAGUUGGAUUUUAGCAAGAAACAAGAAUGCAGAUCUGUCCUAUAACAAUUUUACAUUGGAUAGCUCAGCACCAGUUGAAUGCCCACGAGGGAGUGUAAAUUUGGUGGAGAGCUACUCAUCAACACCUAAUAAACUUGGUAGACAUCCGUGCAUGAAGCGAGAGUAUCCAUGUUUGGAUCCGAGAAAUCAGCAGCGUUACUCAUUUCACAUUAAUUGUGGCGGCAAGGAACUGAACAUCAAUAAUAAGACAAUAUAUGAUGCUGAUUUAGAAGCCAGAGGUGCUUCAAUGUAUUAUUGGAAGCAGAACUGGGCGUUUAGCAGCACUGGGAACUUCAUGGAUAAUGAUAUCGACUCUGACAACUACAUAGAGACCAAUGUUUCUAUGCUAUAUAAUGUGACUGCACCAGUAUCUGAACUAUAUAGAACUGCACGUGUAUCUCCCCUCUCUCUCACGUACUAUGGCCUUUGUCUCCUGAAUGGAAACUACACUGUUAGGCUCCAUUUUGCGGAAAUCAUGUUUACAAAUGACAGUACAUUCAACAGCCUUGGUAAGCGCAUAUUCGAUGUCUACUUGCAGGGAAAGUUGGUUUUGAAGGAUUUUGAUAUUGCAGCUGAGGCUGGUGGGCCUGGCAGACCCAUCAUAAAGACUUUCACUGCAGUAGUAACAAGCCACACUCUGAAGAUUCAUCUUUACUGGGCAGGAAGAGGGACCACAGGCAUCCCACAGAGAGGAACUUAUGGGCCUCUAAUAUCAGCCAUAUCAGUAGAUCCAAAUUUUAAACCUCCUGUUCAUCACAAAAAGUUUAGAACUGCUGUGGUGGCUGGGACAAUAGCUGGAGCAGUUUGCUUUCUAACUCUAAUCCUAUGCUUCAUGCAUGAAAAAGGCUAUCUUGGAGGCAAAAUUUCUGCAGAUAAAGAUCUUAGAGGUUUGGAUCUGCAAACAGGUUUAUUCACAUUAAGACAGAUCAAGGCUGCAACUAAGAACUUUGAUCCUGAAAACAAGAUUGGUGAGGGUGGUUUUGGUUCAGUUUACAAGGGUCUACUGUCAGAUGGAACCAUAAUAGCAGUGAAGCAGCUUUCGUCAAAGUCUAAACAGGGAACACGGGAAUUUGUCAACGAAAUAGGAAUGAUAUCUGCGCUGCAACACCCAAACCUAGUAAAGCUUUAUGGUUGUUGUGUUGAAGGAAAUCACUUAAUGUUAAUCUAUGAGUACAUGGAAAAUAAUUGUCUAUCCCGUGUUCUCUUUGGAAAGGAUGCAACACAAAAGCUGAAGUUAGACUGGCCCAUGAGACAUAAGAUUUGCCUUGGCAUAGCCAGAGGUUUGGUUUACCUCCAUGAAGAUUCAAGAGUAAAAAUAGUUCAUAGAGACAUCAAGACCAGUAACGUUUUGCUCGACAAAGAUCUGAAUGCAAAAAUAUCUGAUUUUGGCCUGGCAAAGCUUAAUGAGGAUGAUAAGACCCAUAUUAGUACCAGGAUUGCUGGGACUAUAGGUUAUAUGGCUCCAGAGUACGCAAUGCGUGGUUACCUGACUAACAAAGCAGAUGUGUACAGCUUUGGCGUGGUUGCACUGGAAAUAGUCAGCGGUAAAAGCAACACCAACUACAGGCCAAAAGAAGAUUUCGUGUAUCUUCUUGACUGGGCUUAUGUUCUUCAAGAGAGAGGCAGUCUACUGGAGUUGGUCGACCCCGACUUGGGGUCUGCAUACUCAUCGGAGGAGGCGAUGGUGCUGCUGAACGUGGCCCUUUUAUGCACCAAUGCAGCCCCCACUCUGAGGCCAACAAUGUCUCAGGUGGUGAGCAUGCUCGAAGGUCGAACCCCUGUUCAGGACUUGCUUUCUGAUACUGGAUUUUCAACCACUGAUUCCAAGUACAAAGCCAUAAGAAAUCACUUCUGGCAGCACCCCAGCGUAAGUCAUAGCAUGUCGACAAAUGGUCCGUAUUCUGACUCAUCCCUCUCAAAUACAGAAAGGGAAGAAAAUGGCAUGGUUCAAAGAACUCCUGAAGAUGUGCCUGAUAAGAACUGAGUAGCAUUACUGUUUACCAAGCAAUUGUACAUAACAUAUGUAGUCUUCAUAGAAUACCUUUUUUGUGUGUUCUCUUUGAAAAUUUUGGGGACCAUAAAUACUAAUAUUAUUUAGCUCGCGGUCUCUUUGUUUUA
Sesamum indicum (sesame) is the source of this 3424-nucleotide messenger RNA. Its product is annotated as Leucine-rich repeat transmembrane protein kinase. Lineage: Eukaryota; Viridiplantae; Streptophyta; Magnoliopsida; Lamiales; Pedaliaceae. Gene Ontology annotation, biological process: protein phosphorylation. The record is from RefSeq and is a predicted model, not a curated record. Gene Ontology annotation, molecular function: protein binding; protein kinase activity; ATP binding.